AUGAAGAUGAUUAAGCUUGUUGACUAUGAACAUCAACGGCAACAAGCGCAGAUCACGCAUGCGGUGGUGCAGCUAGACCUCUACAGCUUCAAAAUGAUUGUUACAACCGGAAAGAUGACAUCCACGGACAUGUACUGGCUGCUAUCCAACAAAUUGGGACUCAAGGUUCAGGCACUAGCACAUUCGGAAACAGCAGGAGCGAGUAUCAAUGAUAAACAGUGGGACGUGGAUAUUUAUGCAGCAGCUUGCCCUCAGCAAUUAAGACGUGUCGCGAAGGUGGUGCUAGCCAACACCACUAUAGUCGUUUACCACCACACGGUGUACCAAGGAUGGCCUUGUGCACUAUGCGCGGCACCAGAUCACCCGGCACGCUACUGCAAGAUAGCAAUGGAGCAGAUCGACGAAACGAAAGCAAACCACACCCUAGUACUGGACGGCAAAGUCCCAUCGACGACCGGAAAGGAAGGAAGAGAAUACCAGCCAGAGACAAUGCCUAAGACAGUGGAGGAGCUGAUAAUGCAGAUUCAAAAGACUGCAGGGCGGAGGACGGCCAGUACAACGAGGAACAGCACAGAAAGAGAAGGUGACCGCCCGUCGUUACCGAGCGAGUGGGAACAAUGUCAUCACGAAAUCAACGUCGAGCAAGACGACGAGCUGGAGGACAAGCAGGCGUCUCCGGCUUCAAUGGUCCGUGAGACAGCAGUUGACGACGACAUUGACAUGCAACCCGCAGACCAUGGGGCUGCAUUCCACCGAGGAGACACCACAGAUCAGGCAGUGCGCGAAGGGCUGGGCUCGUCCACAAACGAGAAAAGGACGACGACUCCGCGAACAAAACAGACUCCCCUACGGGACAAAUGGGGCCAUGGCAGUGGAGGUGGGGCUGAACAAGAAGCGUACGAUCGGCAAAAGGUGGACAAGAAGAUUAAGCUCGAGCCAGUCCAACGUUCACAAGUCAAGCUGGUGCUUAGACCACAGCAGGAGCAGGAAAUUAAUGGACGGACGGCCGCUGAGAGACUCCCAAACACCGAGCAGAAGGCUCAAGCUCAGGGUGCAGCCAAAACGACGACAUCCCGAACUACGUCACCCAAACGAAAACUGCCAACAGCGAAGGAGGCAGAGGAUCGCCCCUCCAAGGAGAGAAGGCAGGAGACCCGAAUCCCGCAGGGUAAUACCAGGCAGGAGGCUCGAUCAGAAUCCCCAAACAAACGCAGCUCUGUUCGAAGAGGUAGUGGCGACUCGAGCUGCCGACAACAGUACAUCCACCUCUUCCUGGAGAAAACGCUGAACAAGACUGAAUUGGAAUGGAAGAAUAUGACCGCAGAAGACGGAGGAAUAGCAGUGACAGCAGCGCCACCUCAACUACCAGGUAGCACAGGUAUCACUCUGAAGAAGGACCAAUCAGAUGCCGAGCUGACAGAUCGCAGCUACAAAGGAGAAGAGUGCAGAAUUACAAAAAUAUUGCCAGCGACGAAUGAAGGCAAACACUUCAAUGCGUGGAUGGCUCUGGUAGGGGGUACAAUUGUAGAUGUUGCGGCAACAGGGCACUGCGGAUGGAUUGCAGGCUAUGCCUCACUGAAGAAUAUAGCCGAAGGGUUACUUCAUCCAGGCUCCAAACUGGCGGAUGACAUCAACCUGUUUAAGAAGGACGUACGGAAUGGAAUGCUGACCAAUCUCCAGGACGAAUUCGCUGCCUACCCCAGCGAUCUGGACACGGGAUUAGAAGAAAGUGGCAUCAGGACUCCAAAGGAUUCCCCCUUUGAAGUAGGAAGUCGAUACUGGACCGGCUGGGAGUCAUAUCCACAAGAAGAUCUCGGUGGCGAAAUUCCUUAA
Molecule: messenger RNA, 1833 nt
Organism: Phytophthora infestans T30-4
Lineage: Eukaryota; Oomycota; Peronosporomycetes; Peronosporales; Peronosporaceae
Exons: 2
Coding region: 1-1833 (610 amino acids)
Source: RefSeq, a predicted model, not a curated record